CAGCCUCGGUAUCUCUCUCCAUCAGACAACGGGAGUCGCCGGCGCCGAGAACACGUUCCGUAUUUUUUUUCCUCGCCAAACGUUCGCAACCGUUCGUCGAAAACGCUGCCCUCCGGAGCGUCGUGUCAGCGGAACGACAUGGGGGACCGAGUGGCUUUACUGCUGCUGGCCGCGGUGGCUUCGGCUCUGGCCGUAGAGGUGCCUACAGAUGUUUCUAUGGGUCUGUUGGCAGAGCCCCAGGUGGCCAUGUUUUGCGGUAAGCUCAACAUGCACAUCAACGUGCAGAGUGGCAAGUGGGAUCCGGACCCCUCGGGCACCAAGAGCUGCAUCGGCACCAAGGAGGGCAUCCUGCAGUACUGCCAGGAGGUAUACCCAGAGCUCCAGAUUACCAAUGUGGUGGAGGCCAACCAGCCAGUCAGCAUCCAGAACUGGUGCAAGAAGGGGCGCAAGCAGUGUCGCAGCCACAUGCACAUUGUCGUGCCCUACCGCUGCCUGGUGGGAGAAUUUGUGAGCGACGCUCUGCUUGUUCCUGACAAGUGCAAGUUCCUGCACCAGGAGCGCAUGGACCAGUGCGAGAGCCACCUGCACUGGCAUACUGUAGCCAAAGAGUCCUGCGGAGACCGCACCAUGAAUCUCCACGACUAUGGGAUGCUGCUGCCAUGCGGCAUCGACCGUUUCCGAGGAGUGGAGUUUGUGUGCUGUCCCGCUGAGGCGGAGCGUGAUGCCGAUAGCACUGAGCAGGAUGCUGAUGAUUCUGAUGUCUGGUGGGGUGGAGCGGAGACUGACUAUUCUGACAACAGUAUGGUGCGGGAGCCGGAGCCAGCAGAGCAGCAAGAGGAAACCAAGCCAUCUGUGGUAGAGGAGGACGAGGAGGAGGAGGUGGCCGAGGAAGAUGACGAAGAAGAGGAGGAGGAAGAGGACGUGCUGGACAAUGAUCAGGAUGGAGAUGGAGAGGAGGAUGAAGAGGUGGUGGAGGAAGAGGAGGAGGAGGAGGACGAGGGAGACGACAUCAUCGAUACGCUCGAUGACAAUGAUGACGCCGACGAGCCAACAACCAAUGUUGCCAUGACGACAACCACCACCACUACCACCGAGUCUGUGGAAGAAGUUGUCAGAGAUGUGUGCUGGGCCAAUGCAGAGACUGGUCCAUGCAGGGCCAUGCUGCCCCGCUGGUACUUUGACCGACAGGAUGGCAGCUGUGCUCAGUUUAUCUACGGUGGCUGCGGAGGCAACAGGAAUAACUUUGAGUCAGAGGAGUACUGCCUGUCUGUCUGCAGCAGCGUCAUACCCACAGCCACCCCCAGCUCCCCCGAUGCAGUGGACCACUACCUGGAGACACCUGCCGACGAAAACGAACAUGCCCACUUCCAGAAAGCCAAAGAGAGUCUGGAGGCUAAGCACCGCGAGAGAAUGUCCCAGGUGAUGAGGGAGUGGGAAGAGGCUGAGAGGGAAGCCAAGAAUCUUCCACGUGCUGACAAGAAGGUUGUCAUCCAGCGUUUCCAGGAGAAGGUGGAAGCGCUGGAGCAGGAAGCAGCCAGUGAGCGCCAGCAGCUGGUGGAAACCCACAUGGCCCGGGUGGAGGCUCUGCUCAACGACCGCCGCCGCCUGGCUUUGGAGAGCUACCUGACUGCACUGCAACAGGACCCACCCAGGCCUCGUCAUGUCUUCAGCUUGUUGAAGAAGUACGUGCGUGCCGAGCAGAAGGACAGGCAACACACCCUGAAACACUUUGAACACGUACGCAUGGUGGAUCCUAAGAAGGCAGCCCAGAUCAGACCUCAGGUGCUGACCCACCUGCGUGUUAUUGAGGAGCGUAUGAACCAGUCUUUGGGACUUCUCUACAAAGUGCCUGGUGUGGCUGAUGAUAUCCAGGACCAAGUUGAGCUCCUGCAGAGGGAGCAGGCGGAGAUGGCCCAGCAGCUGGCCAACCUGCAGACAGACGUGAGGGUGAGCUACGGAAACGAUGCCCUGAUGCCCGACCAGGAGCUGGGAGACGGCCAGACCGACCUGUUGCCUCAGGAGGACACGCUGGCCCUGGGGGGAAUUGGCUUCAUCCACCCUGAGAGCUUCAACCAGGCCAACACUGACAACCAGAUCGAACCAGUGGACUCUCGCCCCAGUCUUGACAGAGGCAUUCCCACACGACCAGAAGGUGAAGCUAUUCCUGAGCUGCGGAUGGAGACGGAGGACAGACAGAGCACCGAAUAUGAAGUUCACCACCAGAAGCUGGUCUUCUUCGCAGAGGAUGUCGGCUCCAACAAGGGCGCCAUCAUCGGCCUGAUGGUUGGAGGCGUCGUCAUAGCAACCGUGAUCGUCAUCACCUUGGUGAUGCUGAGGAAGAAGCAGUACACCUCCAUCCACCACGGAGUGAUCGAGGUGGAUGCUGCUGUCACCCCUGAGGAGCGCCACCUGUCCAAGAUGCAGCAGAACGGUUACGAGAACCCAACCUACAAGUUCUUUGAGCAGAUGCAGAACUGAGGAGAAUGUCACACGUACACAAACAUACACACACACACACAUACACACAACAAAAACAUCUCCAUCACGCACCUUCCCUCCCCCCAUCCUCCCCCUUGACUGGUCCCAUGUCUCCAAAAGGCAGUGUGGCUUAGAUCACUGAGUGACUGAAAUAGUCAGUUACGAGCAUACAGAGCGACUGUAGCCGGGGUUUCUUUCAUUUCUGCCUGGGCGUACGCUGCGGCCGAGCCAGUUUGCACCAAGUUUGUUCACUUUAUUGGAGCCAGACGCCUUUUAAUUAAAGAAAGGAGUUUUUAUAUGUUGCUCCGUCUGGGCCUGCUGAUGUAUGGGGGGGUGAGAAGGCCCCGCCCAGGGCAUCGAAACAAACCCGCUCUCUGGGGAAAGAAGCACGUCCUCUCCACACUGAUUCAGGGCCAGUGUAUAGUUGGGGUUUUUUUUGUUUUUGUUUUUUUUUUUGGUUUGGGACAUUUUAGAUUGUGUAGGCAAAUCUGACCUCUGAUCAGUCGGGUUACAGGUGCGUGCUGACCUGGUCCUCAUUUAUAAAACCUAGUUGCAUGCAGAAUCAUUUCAAAUCAACACGCAGACGUUCAUUUGUUUGGAUCUUUGUAAUGAUUAUAGAAUGAGAUAUGUGCUUAAGUCAAGCAACAUGAUUUAUUAUAAAUGAGGCCCAGUGUUUCCCCAUCUACUGCUACACUACUGCACUCUCUCUACAGUCUACACUGGAGUAUAAGUGAGCCUCCUCCUCCCCCUCCAUCCCUCCCUCCCUCCAUCCUCUUUUCUUUGCGCAUUCUUACGACAGCUGGGCUGUGUUUAGUCACACAAGGCUCUUAAAGAUAACUGGAGAUGCUGAAUGAUGAAUAUGUUGACGACGACGGUAGUAAUUAUGUAUUCUGAAUGAGCUGUUUUUAUUUUAGAGUUUUUCUCUUAUCGUUUCCAGUUUUGUUUUUCAAAAAAAGAAUGAAAACAGAGCCAAAAAAAAGAGUCAACCGAUGUAAAGUCCUUUUUUUAAAUUACGCGUAAUGUUACUGAAGUAAUGCUGAAGUCUUAGCUGUUCCUAUGUAGUGCAUGACAACAAUGACAACGGGAUUCGGAAAAACAACGGAAAAAAAAAAGAAACCAAGAUCUUGACGCUGCUCUCUUGAGAUCCUUUCUCACAUAUAGAUUGUCAUUCUAGCAAGAUUGUACAUUUAGUAUCUUCUCGUGAUCACGUGACUUCAAACAAUGAUGAAAAAUAUAUAUAAAUCUAGAUCAACGAGCUCUGCUUUGAUAUCAUGUAAAAAUACACAUUUAAAAGAGAUCUGUGAUUUUUGGAAUUUAAGUGUUUUUAUUUUCAACCUGUUACUUUCCUGAAGCUACAGGAGGGGCGCCGGCUUCAUCUUCGUUUGUAUAUUAUUCUCAUCCACUGAAAUAUAUUGUGUUGAAAAUCCUCAUGUGUAGGGGCUCUCAGAAAUCACUCCCAUUAAUUAUUUUUUUUUUUUUUUUUUGCUUUCAAUCUAUGUUGCUGUGUUCUUUGAAAGGGGCUUGCUGUGAGGAGUGAAGGCCAGGAAGGAAGACGUGAGGGAAUGGGGAAUGGGUUGGGAUUAUCUGCGUGUACGUGUUUGUGUCGGUCUGGUGUUUCGUCCAAUUGUAAGCCAACGCCGUCUAUUUUUUGGGGAGGGGGUUUGUAGUCAUUUUUGCUUUUCUGCGGAUAGACAGGUGGAGUGCCAAGUGGAGGAGGGGGAGGAAGGAGGGGAGAGGUAGAGAGGAAAUGACUUGCAGUUCCGGAUGGAUAGCCAGCCAGCCAGGCAGGCAGUCUGUGUAUAUAUAAUGGAUUUUCACUUCCCUCUGUACCUCCCUUCCCCUCCCUCCUUCGCCUCCCUUUCUCUUCAGGCGUGCCACUCGCCUCCCUGCCAUCCACUGCACACUUUGACUCCUCGUACAGUCGAUAGGUGUUCACCAUCAAGUCGAGGGAUCAGAUGUGAGUUGAGAAUCCCCCCCAUUCAUCCUCAUCCAGUCAGCUCAUGUUUAAGGUCUGUCACCACGAGAUGCAGCGUGACCUCUCUCACUCUGUUGACACGUCUAGCGGUGAGGAAAUGGCGAGUGAAAUGUACAUACGGAGGCUGCAGUGGUAUUUCAGAGGGUGCUUAUUAGAAGCCCAACAGAGGGCAGUAGAGUAGAAGAGGAAGCCGGAUUUUCUUUCUUAUCUUAUUUCUGUGGGUUAUAUAUUGGUUUUGUUUUCCACUGUGUAAUAUUGUGCAGGCCAUUUGCAUUGACUGGGAAAACGCUUUCUACACUGUAUUCCAUAAUAAAGUUUUGAAUGUACAUACAAA
Molecule: messenger RNA, 4787 nt
Organism: Amphiprion ocellaris (clown anemonefish)
Lineage: Eukaryota; Metazoa; Chordata; Actinopteri; Pomacentridae
Gene: appa
Product: amyloid beta (A4) precursor protein a
Exons: 17
Coding region: 139-2478 (779 amino acids)
Biological process (GO): central nervous system development; axonogenesis
Cellular component (GO): membrane raft; cell surface; plasma membrane
Molecular function (GO): signaling receptor binding; heparin binding; transition metal ion binding
Source: RefSeq, a predicted model, not a curated record